UCGACCGGUUUUAAUCUUUAGUGAACUCGUAUUCGCUUCGUUUGUAGAUUGUACCAUUGCGAAGAUCAUCGGUCGUGUCUAUAUACAAAUUCGAAUUUUUCUAAUAAACAAACUCAUUCUACAGUAACGUUACUUAUCGAAAAAUCAUCAUGAAGCUUAUUAAAACAUUAGGUUGUACCGUAUUUUUAUGGAGCCUCGUAUUCAUUUCUACGAUAAACAGCGCUACUGUACAAAGACAAGCAAAAAAUUUGAACGUUACCAAUGUGUCGAUGAGAACCAAUGCGACCACAUAUGACGACGAUGCAGAAGAUUUUGUUCCUUAUCUGGGAGAACGUUUCAACGUUUUUGACUGGAUACUUUUUAGAACCAUGGGAAAAAUGUAUGAAGGAAAUAUAUUAGUAUCACCGAUAUCUAUAAAAUUGGCAUUAGUUUUGCUCUAUGAAGGAGCUCAGGAUCACACAGCGCAAGAAUUAGCUGGAGUCAUGCAAUUACCAAUCAGCCGACCGGCAAUUCGUGAAAAAUUUUCGGAAAUUCUCCAAUCGUUAAAGAUGAUGCGUCCUGAAUACGAGUUAAAUCUUGGUACUCGUCUUUACGUCGAUAAUUCUAUCAUGACAAGACAACGUUAUGCUGCAAUCAUCGAAACGUUUUAUGGGGUUAAUCUUAUAAAUGCUAAUUUGUCAGACACUCAUUCAUCUACCGAAGAUAUUAAUAGUUGGGUCAAAAAUGUGACGCAUGGAAAUCUUGAUAAAUUGAUUGAAGAUGAAACAUCUUUGAAAGACUCGGUGAUGUUGGUAGUCAACGCACUCUUUUUCAAGGGCAUUUGGAGACGUCAAUUCUUUAAAACUGAAAAUAUUCAUAUGGGGAAAUUUUAUAUAAGUGAAAACAAUGUCGUAGAAGUACCAUUUAUGACUUCGAGCAGUCGAUUCUAUUACUCGGAGUCUACGGAAUUGAACGCUAAGAUUUUACGACUACCGUAUGACGGUCACAAGUUCGCUUUGUAUUUGAUAUUACCAUUUAAUGUAAACGGAAUAGAUAGACUGCUUAAAGAAAUUAAUCCUUUUAUAUUAACGAAACAAGCAUGGCUUAUGCAAGACACGCCAGUUGAAGUUACUAUUCCUAAAUUUAAAUUCGACUUUACAAGCCAUUUGGAAACUGUUCUUCGUGAGGUAGGUAUUCGAGAUAUAUUCGAUGAUACGGCCACUCUAACAGGUAUAUCAAAGACAAAACGUGAAUCCAGGCGCCUCAUUGUUAAGGAUGUCCUGCAAAAAACUGGUAUUGAAGUGAAUGAAAAUGGAACAUCCGCUUACGCAGCCACUGCUGUACAAAUUGGAAAUAAAAUUGGCGAUCAAACCUUCCACGCGAAUCAUCCGUUCGUUUUUUAUAUCGAAGAUGAAACGACGGGUACUAUUCUUUACAUCGGAAAAGUCUCGAAUCCUUUGCAACGAGAAGGAAAUACUGAAAAUGCAAACGUGAAUGUUGGUUCACGUUUCAAUGAGAAAACACAAAAUACUGUACCUUCUACUUCCGAUGUGUCAUCAUCAAUACCUACUGGAGAGGAUCGAUACAAUUUUUUCAACAUCGAUUUGUUGCAAGCAAUAAUUAAAGAAAACGAUGGAAAUGUAAUAUUAUCACCUACAAAUAUCAAGUUAGCUUUAACAAUUCUUGCUGAAGGUGCAAAAGGAGAAACUCGUCAAGAAAUAUACAGUGCAUUGAGAUUAACUGAAAAUGUGUAUCAAAUCAGGGUUAUUUCUCAGCGUGCUGUUACCGCCUUGAAAAGUGUAAAAAAUGGUACAGAAAUAGAUGGAGCAACUCGAUUGUGGGCUAGAAACAGUUUACCAAUAACGCCAAGUUACAAUGUUGUUCUAAGACAAUUUUAUGAUGCAGACAUUCAAUUUCUUGACUUUAGUAACAGAGAUACUGCGGAACAAAUAAUUAAUGACUGGGUACGCACAGCAACACAUAACAACAUUCAAUCAAUUUCAGAUCCUGGCAGUAUUAGUGCAGAUACAACUUUAAUUUUGACCUCAGCAUUAUAUUUCAAAGGACGGUGGCAGUUAUCGUUUAAUAAAAAAGCAGGAUUCAAUGAUUGUUUUUAUGUUCCUAAAAUUGGUUGUCAAAAUACUGACUUUAUAGCUAAUACAGCUGAAUAUCGUUUUGGAAAUAUUGAAUCCUUGAAUGCAGAUGUAGUAGAGAUACCAUAUACUGAUGGAAAGACUGUUAUGUUAAUUAUACUUCCUAAUAAUAAGGAAAUUGAUCCAAAUCUUACAAUUUUGUCAAAGGACUUGUCUUAUGUAUCUAUUUCUGCAUUAUUGGCAAAUAUUUAUUUAACAGAAGUUAAUCUGAUAAUUCCCAAGUUUUCUAUAGAAAAUAAACUUGAUCUUAAAUCUGUACUGAAAUCUCUGGGAAUUCGUAGCAUAUUUAAUAGGAGCGCAGAUUUCUCCGAUAUUGUAAAAGACAGUCGUAUAUAUGUUAAAAAUAUUAUACAAAAUGCUAAAAUAGAAGUUAAUGAAGAAGGAACUGUUGCAUCUGCAAUAACAGAAUUAUCAAUUGUGCCACUAAUGGGAUCAAAUAAGGAAAUAUUCAGAGCCAAUCAUCCAUUCCUUUUUGCUAUAGUAGACUUGCAAACAAAUGCAACUCUUUUUGCUGGUCGUUACAUGCAUCCUAAUUUAAGUAAUUAAAGUACUAUUCAAUAAAGAAUAAUGUACUUUCAAAUAUAUGUUUACAUAAAUACUUUUCUUUUUUAUUAAAGACUUACAUUUCAUGUUUA
Molecule: messenger RNA, 2767 nt
Organism: Polistes dominula (European paper wasp)
Lineage: Eukaryota; Metazoa; Arthropoda; Insecta; Hymenoptera; Vespidae
Molecular function (GO): serine-type endopeptidase inhibitor activity
Source: RefSeq, a predicted model, not a curated record